Molecule: messenger RNA, 4089 nt
Organism: Anoplopoma fimbria (sablefish)
Lineage: Eukaryota; Metazoa; Chordata; Actinopteri; Perciformes; Anoplopomatidae
Gene: clpb
Product: ClpB family mitochondrial disaggregase
Exons: 16
Coding region: 845-2878 (677 amino acids)
Biological process (GO): cellular response to heat
Cellular component (GO): mitochondrion; cytoplasm
Molecular function (GO): protein binding; ATP binding; ATP hydrolysis activity
Source: RefSeq, a predicted model, not a curated record
GAGGCAGAAAGCCCACUGGGCUUAUUUGAAGCCUAUAUAAUAUUUAAAAAAAAAAAUCACAAUACAACUGUAUUCUAACUUCAGUUUAACUUGAUUUAAGCGACCACGGCAGUAUGUGACAGAUCCACAUCUUGCCAUGAGCGCCUGACAAUAGAAGUUUGAAUGAUUAUAUGCAUAAUGUGUGUGAGCAAAUUUUUGAAAAUAAAUACUGAAAUUAGUAUGAUUAUUGAAAAGUUGGGAAAGGUGGAUUUCAAAAGUUGCUUAAAUUAAUUUAAGUCAAGUCUUAUCUGAAAUUAAAUGCGUAUCCACUGUGAAUGUGACUCUCUUUACUUAAUCGUACAGGAUUUAUGAAGCAGCAUUUUAAAAUGUACUUUUUUCAGGCUCCCAAGUAUUUGUAACAGGGUUGCGCCAGGUAUAAAGGAUUAAUUAUAGCACACAAAAAAUAAAACAUCUCAUAAAAAGUAUACUUUCUAUGCCUGAGCUGGACGAAUCAAAUUAUUUGACAGUUCAUAACCUGUUUUUAUGAAAUACACAAAAGAAAAUGAUAAAAUAUAGAGUCAAUUUUUUUUAAAGUGAUGAUGCCUAAAUUUUCCUCCAAUUCUGGAAUGACCCUUCUAGUAAAACAGCAUUUCCCAGAAUGCACCGCGCGUUCUGGUGACAUCUGCGCAGCGAUGAGGUGAAGCUGUUGUUUUCAUGGUUGUGAGUAGUUGCAUGGGAAUCAAGGUAAUUAAGCAGCUGUUACGUCGGUACCAACGCGGUGUCCCCGGUCUGCACGGGUUCCGGUUCUCUCUACAAUAACUGGGCUUCACCCCCCACGCGUGUUUCUCCCGGUGAGUCCAUCGCCAUGUUAUCAUCUAUUCCCACCAGGCUGAUCGCGAGAAGGUCGCGCAGCCUGUCACCGUGCAGCCGCGUGCUCCAGACCAGCGCAGGUGGUGCUGCCAGCCGGGGCAUCCGCGAGACACCGGCGGAGAUCAACCGCAACCCAAUCGUGUCCACCUCCCGGGUCUCCAGACGGGGGAUUUUAGCUGAAGACACCGCUGUUACCAGUGUGAGCCCCUCGGUGCAGUACCACCACCUCGCCCCUAGAUGGCUGUCCAGCCUGGAGAACCGCCGCAGCUCAUGGGCGGCGCUGGCCGGGAGAGGGCGCAACAACAACCAGUACUGGGAGGAGAGCGGGGAGAGUGGUGGUGAGGGCCGGGGGACAGGUGGAGGAGCCGGCCGGGCAGGAGCGGCCUCUGUCGGGGUGCUGUCUGCUGCAGCAGUGGCCUUCUGCCUGAAGAAAGAUUCUGAUAACAAAGGUGAUGCUCUUCUGGAGGCAGCGAGGACCAAUAACUCUCAAGAUGUUGCCAGUCUGGUCAAAGACGGGGUCGACCCGAACCACCGCCACCGCCUAGGUUGGACCGCUCUCAUGGUGGCCGCCAUGAACCGACAGCACAGCGUGGUGAAGGUUCUGCUGGAAGCCGGCGCCGACCCGAACACCGGCGAUCACUUCAACAACGUUUACGACACCUCACGAGAGAAAGGCAUCCACUCACUGGAAGUUCUUGUGUCCAGAGAGGAUGAGUUCAGCAGCAGGCUGAGCAGCAGGGCCGGUUUCCGUGGUUGCACAGCGCUCCACUACGCCACGCUGGCUGACGACCCACGCACCGUCCGCAUGCUGCUGGAGGCCGGUGCCAACCCCCUGCAGACCAACGGUUUGGGACACACAGCACGGGCCUAUGCUAAAGAGGGAGAAGUGGGCACAGUGCUGCAGGAGUUUGAGGGGAAGUUCCAGGAGGUGCAGGCUCGGCGGGAGGCGGAGGAGAGGCGGAGGUUCCCCCUGGAGAGGAGGCUGAAGGAGCACAUCAUCGGACAGGAGGGGGCCAUCAAUAUCGUGGCUUCAGCCAUCAGGAGGAAGGAGAAUGGUUGGUACGACGAAGAGCAUCCUCUCGUAUUCCUCUUCCUCGGCUCAUCAGGAAUUGGAAAGACAGAGUUGGCCAAACAGGUGGCUCGCUACAUGCACAAGGACAUCAAGAAGGGUUUCAUCCGUAUGGACAUGUCCGAGUUCCAGGAAAAACAUGAGGUGGCGAAGUUCAUUGGCUCCCCGCCGGGUUAUGUGGGACAUGAGGAAGGGGGUCAGCUGACUAAGCUGUUGAAGGCGUGUCCCAACGCUGUUGUUCUGUUUGACGAAGUAGACAAGGCCCACCCUGAUGUUCUCACUAUCAUGCUGCAGCUCUUUGACGAGGGUCGCCUCACAGACGGCAAGGGGAAGACCAUUGAAUGUAAAGACGCCAUCUUCAUCAUGACCUCUAACAUUGCGAGUGACGAAAUCGCCCAGCAUGCACUGCAGCUUCGCGAGGAAGCUGAUGUGAUCAGCCGCAGAAAGCUGGCGGACAACCUCGAGGAUGUACAGAAAGGUGAUGACGUCAAAAUCUCCCGACAGUUUAAAGAAUCAGUGAUUCGACCGAUCCUGAAGGCUCAUUACAGGAGGGACGAGUUCCUGGGUCGGAUCAAUGAGAUUGUAUACUUCCUGCCGUUCUGUCACUCAGAGCUCCUACAGCUGGUCAGCAAGGAGCUCAACUUCUGGGCCAAGAAGGCCAAGCAGCGCCACGGCAUAAAUCUUCAGUGGGAGCGCCCGGUUCUGGACCUGCUGGCGGGCGGGUAUAACAUGCACUACGGAGCGCGCUCCAUCAAACAUGAGGUGGAGCGGCGGGUCGUCAACCAGUUAGCGGCAGCGUACGAGCAGGAGCUGCUGCCCAAAGGCUGCACCCUGCGUCUGACCGUCCAAUCAGAGGACCCGGAGGAGAGGAGCGCGCCCAGUCUGCGCCUUGAGGUGGUAGGAGAGGACAGCUCGUCAAGAACACUAGACAUCCGUCCACCGCUCAGCCCUGAACACUAACUCAAACACAGAGGAUUUAUCCAGAUAUGUAUGCACACAUUUACACUUUCAUCACACACACCAUACCAUCAUCAUAGUGUCAGGAGGAAGGAUGGUUCUUGAUGGAUGUUACCAAUAAAAGUACCUCUGAUAAAAUCAUCGCUGCCUCUCUGUUUCAGUACACACAUGCAGUAAUUACAUGCCAACUUUUCCGCAGUAUGCAGUACAAUCUCUGCCAACAGUGUGUGCUGUAAACAGUAUAUUAAGUCCAUUAACGUUUAUGUUACAACAGACUUUCAUAUCAGCUGGGUCUCAUAUCAUGAGCUGUGCAUACAGUUUCAGGUGUAAGUACGUAAAUGUGUUGCGGGUUGUAAAAGUAGCAAAGAGGCUUCAGCGUACCGGUGCAGCUUCAUGAACAAAUAUCUCAUCAGUGGAUUGACGCCAGUCGUAUCAGCUGAAACAAAAAGCUUUGCAUCGUUACGUUUGUAGUAGCUUAUUGUUGAUCAACUUAUCUGUGACAUAGUGGUGACGUUAAUGUCCACUUUAUUGUGUAGAACGCUGAAAACAGACAAAUUAUUUAAUAUUUAUUAAAGAUAUAUAUAUAGUAGUUUAGUUAAUGGCAAUGAACAGUGGUAGAAAUGACAGUAAAAGGAUGAACGUUGCAUGGUUUGGCAGAGACAGGAAGUCAAAUGGGGGGGGGGGAAUAAAAAAUAUGAUAUAGAUUUAAGAAUGACAAUGUGUUGCCAAAACUGGACAAAUAACAGCCACUUUGAGUUUGUCCAUUUGCUGUGAAGGAGACUGAAGUAUAUAUGACCAAAGAUAGUUUGACAUUGCCUUUAGAUUGUUGCCUGUGUGUUCACUGUAAUGCACAUUUUACCCACCAGCACUGAUAAAUGUUAGUCAACACAACCUGCUUAAUCAUUUCAUUUUAGUAAAGAAUGUGUAAGUUGGAGAAAUACCAAACGUAUAGCAGCCCAUUUGAAUGAUGGGUAAUAAAAACUGCCUUGUGAAUUGUUUCUGUUGAUGCAUGUUGAUGUAAAAAAAAAAGUGUCGUCUGUCACGACAUCGUGCUCUGGUGCUGUACAGUGUGUGUCUGCACAGGCAAUGUCUAGAAAUGAUAUUCAAAGUGUUGUUUCAUAAAUGUUUGAACAGCAUGUUGACGAGGCGCCAAAUGUAAUCGAGCAACAUUUUUCAUCCUUGUAUCCCAACCUCCACCGUGUAAAUAAAGUCAU